Messenger RNA from Ostrinia nubilalis (European corn borer), 760 nucleotides. RefSeq lists its product as uncharacterized. The coding region runs from base 80 to 760 and encodes 226 amino acids. The transcript is spliced from 5 exons. NCBI's taxonomy places the organism in Eukaryota, Metazoa, Arthropoda, Insecta, Lepidoptera, Crambidae. The record is from RefSeq and is a predicted model, not a curated record.
CAUUCAAGCACUAGCAAGGUUUAAGGACAAAAGUGAACCCGUGUUUCUUUUUAUUUUUAAAGGUAAGCUGACGCGAGCAAUGUUCGGCGCGAACGGUAUCGAACUGUGCCGCAUCAUGGAAGAGGAGCUGGGCCACAUGCAGCGCGAGGUCGACACUGGUAUGGAGCGGCCCAAGCGGGAUAUAGAAGCGAUGCUGCCUGAGGAAGCUAAAAAGCUAGAAGACGACUUGCGCUUAGAAGAAGAGUCCCGCGAAGCCACCGAGCGUCUCCGAGUAUUGACAUUAGCCGCGCGCAAGCGCCGCGUCUGCGACCGCAUGUCGCGGCACACCAAGCGGCUCAACUUCAUCCUGUUCUGGCCGCACUGCCACCACGCGCACUUCGACUUGUACGAGAAGUGGGAUUUGAUCAAUAUAUCGGUGGGGGCCAAAGAGACGAUCCAGCUGACAGAAGCUGGUGCCAAGGAGGCCUUAUACAUGAGCGAUGUGGACCCGAACGAGGCCUGUCUCCACGCGCUCCUGAAGGACGAGGCGCUGGUGGUCUUGUUCAAGAUGAUGGACACGGAUAACAGGGACUUUGUUAAGCUAAUGCGGUACGCGCUCUACGAAGAGAUACCGGUACCUAAGGAGGACGUGCCUCCAGAGAAGCAGAUCCCUCCGAUCCCAGCGUACGAGCGUUACGCUACCAUCAGCAAGACCGCGCGGGAAGUUCGCAGAGAUCGGUACGAAGCGAAAAUGCAAAAACUGGUGAGAAAGCUCAUGUAA